UUCUGCAGGUACAGAGGCAUGUUUCAGGUUGUACGAGUACCAAUCACUAAUCCGAAAAGGAAUGCUGGUGCAGAGAUGCUCGGGGUCGAUCAGACAGGGCGCAAUGCCUCGAUCCUCUAGACACCCUGCAUGGCAUUCCCCGUAUGCGUGAUACGUAUCACUGCACUUGUAGCGAAUCACGCAAGAGAAGAUGUAGACGGGCCGGGGCAGGCUUGAGCGUCCGCGAGACCUAAGGGUGGCGGAGGAUUUGAUUGUAGCCGUCUGAGAAUACGGCGUUCACAGAGGGAUCCACCUCGAAUGAUCGUGGCAAGAACUGAUACACGCCCGCAUGCAGCUUGGCCGACGUCCCUUGACACAUAAUUGUGGAAGAUGCUCGGUAAAUAUUCGAGGAUAGGACUUUGGAGGAUCGUCGAGGUUGAAUGGAGAGAAACACGUAAUCUAUCGCCCUUCCUGGUGAUCGAGGUUUCAAGGCGGGCAAAGCGCGCGGACAACUCAAGUCACGGUCAACAUCGGGGCUACGUGACCUAAUGAGCGGUCAAGGGACAGCAUGUGCAAGGCGGGAGAGCAGCACUCCCAACGUCACCGACGACCUCGCACCGAUCACUCCGCGCAGUCCGACCGUGCAAUAUUUCGGGCUUCGUUUCUGUUGCUGACUCAAAGCUGGCAAGGCCGAACGACCGAUGGUCAAACAAGGACGUCUGAGAAUUGGCACUAUGCAUUUGCUUCUUGCCAACAUUUGUUGCGCUGUCCCUGAUGUUCUUGAUUCCCCUCAUUCACGACACAUCGAUGCAACAUGAAGAGUAUCUUCAACACUGAAGCCAAGCUGGGAGAAGAAUAUCGUCGCCUGUCCCUGGACGACGAAGAAGGGAACAGAAGCUCAAGCCCAAGGGUCAUCUUUACGAAGCAAGGGAACAAAAGCCUCUACGCUUGCAUAAUUUUCCUGGCACUUGGCUGGCUUGCAACUUGCGCUUACGUGUACCGCACGCGUUUUCAGUCCAACGGUCUGCUCCACGUCUACUACAACACACCAAUUCCCAAAGAUGUUUUCAAGCCUGUGAAGAAGAUCUUUCACCGUGACGAGCGUUACGUUGGCUGGAACGAUGAAGUAAAUCGCAAUUGGGACAGACUGGUUGCAGGUCAUGACGCCGUUUGGAUUGAGAACCCUGAAAGAUGGGGUCUUCCGCCGGGACAGGUAGCUCCGUAUGAGCAUCCAAACACUCCUGAUCCCAAGCCUCACGAUUUCUACGUCAUAUCUACGCUGCAUUCUCUUCAUUGUUUGAACAUGAUACGGUUUCAGUUCUUUUCAGACAAAUAUGGGCACGUUGAAGAUGGCGACUUCAAGGACCCAGACUAUACAAUGAAGCACUGGGAUGUUCAUAUCGAGCAUUGCUUUGAAUACAUGCGUCAAAGUAUUUCUUGCGGUGGCGACCUAAUUCUAGAGGGCUCAAGUGCAGUGGACAUUGACGGAAAACAAGUCACAUCUGUGACGGGCUGGGGAGUCGAACACGAUUGCAUCGACUUUGACCUGCUAUGGCAGUUUCAAACCGAUCAAGAAGCAAAAUACAAUCGUACAUGGCAGCUCCCUGGUUGAACAGCAAGACUUUCUAAAAAAAAAAAACAUACACGUAGAUACUUCCAUAUCUGGAAACAUUCGAUCAUCACAGAC
Molecule: messenger RNA, 1666 nt
Organism: Cercospora beticola
Lineage: Eukaryota; Fungi; Ascomycota; Dothideomycetes; Mycosphaerellales; Mycosphaerellaceae
Biological process (GO): mycotoxin biosynthetic process
Source: RefSeq, a predicted model, not a curated record